CUCGAAUACGGUCGAGUACGGACCAUCGGUUCUAGGCUAUCUGCGGUCAAGUGGCACGGCGAUGGCGCUGCUGCAAGAUCUGUAUGUCAGCUCCUGCCACCGCUGCCGUCUUCGUCGACUCGUCACCGCAUUCCCUUUGCGACCCAUGCAGGUAGCUGGAACCGAGAAAGCUUCGGUAGUAGGUAGUGGUGCCACGAUGCCCGACACAUGUGCUGCUUUGGUAUCAUUCGAUCAAACGACGGUGGGAAGAAAACAGUCACAUCGCGGCCAACACGAAUUACCUUGUCAGCCUCUCUGCAGCACCAAGCGCCGGCUGCACCGACGUGAAGUCCAAGUCAGCCAGCCAUUAUCGAAUGCACCUCGGCCUAAGCCACACUGCGGCGCCCGAAAGAGGGGGAAGAGUCUUCCUUGGGUGAGGCAUGGUACUUUCCUGGCUCUCCCUCCAACCAAGCUGCGCCAAGAAGAAGAGGAGGAAAAAAUAAGAAUAAUAAAAGAACGAACGGGAGAAAGCGGGGGAAAGGGAAGUCAAGUCAACCGUCACACGAUGGAUGUAUGGCAAAUACUCGCCAGGGUGGACGCAUUCCAGGUUCGUGCGCCCAAGCGGUUUCGAGGAAAGACAAGACAACACCCUCCCUGGGAAGGUAAUUCACCCGGCCGGCCGUUGGAAUGUCCUAGGUACUCCCAGGUAGCCGGGAAGGGGGUUAACGCUACCCUUGGCUCUAGUAGCGUCUUCCGCUGCUCUGUCGUCAUAAUUCUCUUGUUGUCGCAAUGGGCAGGAGGAUGCAGCAUCGGGUUUCCGGGGCCCGAGGGUUGAACCGAAAGGGUCGGUGGUGCAUCGCUCCUCGUCACCGGGCUGCCCCGUGAUCUCCGACCCGGUCGGCCUUCACAAGCGGAGGUAUAUGCGGGCGAGAGUGGAGCCCAGACCGGUCCAGCAGAGCGGAGGUCGCGAUAUCUUUCUGGACCCCCCACCUCACCGGAACUCAUCAGGAUCAGGUCUCCAGUUAUGGAGCUGUCAUUUGACAGAACAAGAAGCGCGGGGGAAUCGUGACUUGCAGCAUUGUGGUCCAGUUUUUGUCGCCAGAAGGUUCGCCCUGCAGUGCGGAGAAGGCGUCCACGUGACCCUUCCUGCCCGA
Molecule: messenger RNA, 1133 nt
Organism: Colletotrichum navitas
Lineage: Eukaryota; Fungi; Ascomycota; Sordariomycetes; Glomerellales; Glomerellaceae
Exons: 1
Coding region: 62-814 (250 amino acids)
Source: RefSeq, a predicted model, not a curated record